Molecule: messenger RNA, 4303 nt
Organism: Schistosoma bovis
Lineage: Eukaryota; Metazoa; Platyhelminthes; Trematoda; Strigeidida; Schistosomatidae
Source: the annotation of a GenBank genome assembly
AAAAUACUUCCAGUACAUUAAAGUCUUUUCAUAACCAUGCUUUUAAAAAUUUUAAGAUUUUAGUUCUGUGUGUGUAGUUUUACUGAAUCUUUGUACUUAUUCAAAGCUGAUUUUGUUUCACCAGCUGAUAUCAGCAUACAUUUUGACAGCGCGAGCUUAUGAAGCUUUGACAACUGGUUGGAUGUCAAAUUCAUACAUUGCUUGUAUUGACUUUGUGCUCGCUUUUGCUGUUUUUGGUUUCAAUACCAAAUUUGACGUUCUGAAUAUUUAAAGAUUCAAAUUUUCCCAGAAUACGGGGGCGGGAACACAAUAUUAUUUCAUUUGAAUCAACUAACAACGAUGUGGGAUGACGUCAGCUACAUCGGAUAGUGAUUUAGUUUUACCCGGACACGUAAUUAAAGAGAAAUGGCGUAUUAUCAAAAAGAUUGGAGGUGGCGGUUUUGGAGAGAUAUACGAAGCUCAAGAGGUCAGUUCACAAGAAAAAGUAGCUUUAAAAUUGGAAUCAGCACGACAACCCAAGCAAGUUCUAAAAAUGGAGGUCGCAGUCUUAAGGAAGCUACAGGGCAAAGAACAUGUAUGCAAAUUUUUGGGUUGUGGAAGGAAUGACCGUUAUAGUUAUGUCGUAAUGUCACUUCAAGGCCGAAAUCUCGCAGACUUACGACGUAGUACGCCCCGUGGAAUAUUCUCCACAUCCACAAUAAUACGUUUAAGUUUACAAAUUUUAAGCGCUAUCGAGGCUAUUCAUGAUGCUGGAUUUUUACAUCGUGAUAUUAAACCUUCAAAUUUUGCUGUUGGUAGAUUACCGACAAACUGUCGAACAAUUUAUAUGCUAGAUUUUGGCUUAGCUCGUCAAUAUACAACACCUAAGGGAGAUGUUAGACCUGCACGUCCAGUUGCUGGUUUUCGUGGAACAGUACGUUAUGCAUCGCGUAAUGCUCAUAUGAAUCGUGAAAUGGGUCGACAUGAUGAUUUAUGGUCGAUGUUUUACGUGCUUGUUGAAUUCGCAUCAGGUCAAUUACCAUGGCGUAGAAUUAAAGAUAAAGAACAGGUUGGUCAAAUUAAGAACAAUUUUAAUCAUAUGACGCUUACACGUUGCCUUCCAAGUGAAUAUCGUGCCUUCCUAGAGCACAUUGAAGAAUGUAGUUAUUCGGAUCGACCUGACUAUACUAUGCUUCAUGGUCUCAUAAAACAAGCCAUGAUUCGUCGUGAUGUUCAUGAGACUGAUCUUUUUGAUUGGGAACAACCUGUAACAGCAAUAGAUAAUCAACAAACCAAUCCAACAAAUACAUCUUCCAUUCCACCCGGACCUGCAGUAAAUGAACAACAAGAUAAUCACCAUAUGGAUGUAGGUAAUGCACAACCUACUGGUUUCACUGACAGACGAACUCAUACAAAUCAAAAUUUAGUUUCAAAUCAUCCUCAGCGCUCUAUCUGUCAUUAUAAUCGUAACGUUGAUGAUGUUGUUGGUCAACAUCAACGAGGACUUGAUAAUGUGGGUUUGAGUACUACUGGUAUUAACAAUGGAGGGAAUCUCAUGCAUCAUCUAGUCAGUAGUGUGAAUGAAUCUUUAAAGGAUAAUGUGCCGCAACUUUUGAAUGGAAAAACUAUAUCACCAGAUUUAAUACCAGGUGGAGACAUUUCAAAGCAUAAUAAUAAAAUUCACUCCCACCUUCCACCUUUACAAACAGCUGAUGUAGUCGAUGACUUUGGAAAUCAUGAUCCUGGGAAACUAGUCACAGCUACUGUUAAAGAAAAUUUAGAUAGCCGUCAUAAAGGUACAAAUGAUAUUGAUAAUGGUACAAACACAACUCACAAUGUAUUAGGAUAUCAUCCUGUUGUACAUAAUAACAACGAUUUAAGACGUAGUAGACAUUCAACUUCUACUAAAGGUCUAUCUGUUGGUACUUCAAACCGUCGAGCUUCAUUGAGACGUUCAAAUGGUAUGGCUGUACCGCAUAAUAGAAGCCUAACGGAACUUGGAAAAUCAGUCGAAGUAGCUUAUCACAAUUCAGUAUCUAGGUCCAACUGUGAACAAUGCAAAAAUGAUAACUUUACUGAGCACAGACCCUCACGAUUACCUGUUAUCAUGCCUGCUAGACAAUGUCAUCGUGACCAACAAAGUAGCGUUGUAGAUGUUCAUAAUAAUUCAUCCAUGAAGUCAACACGUCCUGCUUGUUCAAAUACACGUUCACCCAUUGUUGUGGCUGAUAAAUGUAUUUUCAUGUCUUCUCCUAGAGAAGAAGGAUAUAAUGUCAUUGAUAAUGGUGGUAACGAUGUAAGCAUUUUAACUGGGAAUUUCGGAUACACCGUUGACCAAAGUCAAGCUAGUAUUGCUCAAAUGACCAAUGCUAUAGCAAUUAGUACUGUAGGUGGACGUUAUGCAUCGGGAUCAUUGUCUCGCUUAACCCGAUUGAAUAGUAAUGCAGCAGGUUCAAUGACCCAGCUAGCUGGUUUAUGUUUAUCGAGUCAAGAUUUAGUUGAUAUCGAUGGAGAUAUCAACAUUGGCGGUGGCGUUGAUGGUGGUUUAGGUGAAACUGUAAAUGAUAAUCAGAAUUUAAUGUUAGACUCAUCAAAUAUUGACUUACCAAAUGAAUCGAUCGAUAAGAAACCUGGUGAAACUGUGACUGAUAAAUGUCCUGUUAUCGAUGUUUCUGCUCAGCCUCAAAAUAAUGUUUCAGAUAUUGGAACAUCAGAUGUCAAAUCUACUCAUCAGGUUUCAACGAAUCAUGCCACUAUCGUGACUGCAACAACGACCAAUUCGCAAUGUAUGAAAAAAGUCGAUGACACUAACAUUAAUAUUACCAUUGCCGGUGCAUUGGAUGAUGAUAUUGGAUGUGGUGAUUAUAUUAAUGGUUCAUUUAGUACGAAUAACAAGGGGUUGCCAACUAAUGUAAAAUCUUUAUCAAGCAGUAAUCUUAAAAAGUCGAAUUUAAAAUCAAAAUUGUCUGGACGUUUGAUCACCACCACUACUACGUCAACAACAACACAAUCAACAUCAUCUGGACGUCAUUCAAGGUUAAUUCGAUGUAAUUUAGAUGAAGUAUCUCAUCAUUCAGAAGGUUUAAGACGAUUCUCUAUCAGUAAUUCUAAUUAUAAUGAUGGAAAAUAUUCUAUGAGAUUGACAAACUCUAAUGGAUCAUCACCACAUGAUAAUGACAGUUGUAAUUUGUUACAUAAAUAUUCAGUAGUUAACGGUUGUAAACCAGUUCCUGCACCAUCACGUCAACGACUUAGUUUAACACCUACAUCUUGGCAACAACCGUCUCGUAAUCGUAGUGUCAAUAAUAAUAAUAGUUUGAAUGAAAAUCACGAUAAAUCAUCUGUGAAUAGUCAUCAAGUGUUUACAUCAUCCUGUGAUCAAUCAAAACCAUCAAUAAAUAAUCGUCUAAUCAGUCCUAGUACAACUGGCCCACUCAGUCGACCAGAUAAAAAUAAUACUACUACUAAUAAUAAUACAAAUCAACAAAUCUUUGUAAAUAAUUCUCAGUCCAUUGAUACUCGUUUAUACAAUCCAAGUCGUGGUCGAAUUCUAUGGAAUAAGAAUACUUCAAAUAAUAGUAGUUAUAAUAAGUCACGUAGUUUAAGCACUGUUUCUGUGAAUGAUAAUAAUAAUAAUAAUACAAACGGUAAUAGUAGAUCACAUGUUAACUGGAAUCGUAAUGGUUUAACUGAACUUCAAGAGAAUAAUAAAACCAAUCGUCUAUCACCAUAUGAUGACAAUGUGUUUGAACGACGUCCAUCGAACGAAAUCAAUACUGAUGAUAUUGGUCAUGUAAUCAGUAGUCGACGUUUUCGUCGAACAUGUAUUCAAACAUUAUUACCUCAUUCAUCGUGUACAUCAUCACAACAACCAUUACCUCCACCUCCUUGUGAAUCAUCAAGUGAUAUUGAUUCCGAUGAUAAAUAUCCAAAAUGUUUACAGGUAAAUCGUCAUGUGAAAAAUAAUAAUAAUCAUAAUAAAGAUAUAUCAAAUAUUAUGAAUAAUCAUUCAUCUCCAUUUAUACAACAUUGUAAUGAUAAUGGAAUUGAAAAUUAUCCAUAUAAUCAUUAUUAUCCUAAUAAUAAAGAGAUUAUUAUUGAUUCAGAUAAACAAAUAAAAAAUCAUUUAUUACAUGAAAAUCAAUCAUCUUUUCCUAUUACUUCUAUGAAUAAUAAAUGUCAUUCUAAUUCUUCUUCAUCUUCAUCAUCGUCUUCAACAUCAUCCUAUGAUAUUAUUGCAUCAAAUGGUCUAAUUAAAUUACAUAAUCAAAUUACAAAUGAUUCAAAUAUAUUAAUAAAUAAUAAUAAUAAUAGUAAUAAUAAU